UUCAGUUUCGAAAAAUUUUUCGAUGGAAGCAGCCGAGUGCGAAUGCGAAUGCUCAAUGAGAAGAGCUUUUACUGUUUUACUUUUUGCCUGAAAUACAUUUUGAGAUAAUUUCUUAUUGGUAGUUCUGUUUAUGCCAUCGCUUGCGUCUGUCUGUGUUAUUUCGAUUGCGAGAGCUAGUUAACAUUAGUUAAAAUUAAAACAAACGCCAGCCAUAAGAUAUAAUCGAAUUGCGGUUUUUUCUUCUCGUACCGAAUUUCCAUCCACAUCCGCAUCCACCAUCCGCCAUCCGCCAAACCCAUCCCGUUCCGUUUGUUCGUCGCUAUCCGUCGGAUAUGUUGUUCUAUCGGUGUACCGUACAAGUACAAGUUCGUACCCAGUCCAAAGCCAAACAGAUUGCGCCGUGUGCCGGUAAAAAUAAGCGCAAAGUUUGAGAAAAACCAUCAACAUCAGAUGAUGUGCCCUGGAGGAAAAAACGUCGCGGAUUUAAUGAAAUCUUAAAUAAUGGGUUCGCUUUAGCACAAUUCGACGUUGCAUUCGGCCAGCGGUGUGUUGUGUAAACAAAGUUGUAGUUAUAGUUUUAGUUUAAUUAGCUUCGCAUAAGCUGCAACCGGAUCUGAAACAGACCGUGGAAACAAAAAAAUAAUAAUAAUAAUAAUAAUAAUAAUAAUUGCAUUUCAUGUAUGCCAGUGUAAAUUUGCGUUCGUGUGUGCUAAGUUUACAUAUAGAGAGCGUGGAGUGGAUUGGGAUUGGAUAGUGUUGGAUUGGAUAGUAUCCCUAUCCGAUUCGCGCCGUUAUUGUUAAUGCGCAGUGCAUUUAUUAAGGAAUCCGUCUGAUAUCAGAACAACCUUAACUAACGCCUUUAAAUCAAUGAUAUGGUGGCCAAUUCCCAUUCCGUCGAACAAUCGAAUCGAGCGACUAGAUUCGGUAAACAUCGACCAAGUGUAAACUCGACUCCCAUUACCACUGUGUAAAUACCAGAAAGUAAAUCCAAAAAAAAGAACAAUAAUUCAACCUGCAGGGGAAACUAAAAACGCACGAUACACUUAUUUGGAAGUGGAUUUAAGUUUCAGUAAUGCCAGCCAAUGAACGACCAAUUGCGAUACAAUACAGAAACACAAACAGAAACCGAAACAUAAGCGAAGAGUAAAUAAAUGCAAAUUAAAACAAAAAAGCCGGGCUCAUGACACAAUUGGUCAUGUAAAUCGCGAAAGAUAAACAUAAUCCGUAUAAUUCGUAUAAAUAUCAUCGUAGUCGCGACGGUGGAAAAUGUGCAGUGCGGUUAAAUCCUAAAAAAUGGAUCGGUUUUCACUGAUAAGCAUCCGCAUUUGGGUUUAUUUCUUCGAUCCCUGCAAGGUCCGCGAAAAAAGUUCGCCGAAGAAGGUGCUGUGAAUAGCCCAAUCAAUCCGCACAGCUCUCCAUUUCGAGAUAGAGAUCUUCUCCAGCUUUCGGAAUCCUCGCACAUCUAGACCAUAUCCUAGCCAAUCGGAGCAGCCGCGCAAUAAGUAGCAUCUAAUCCUGGAGCUUUACACCAAUGCGAUAUGGAUUGUGAUUACUCGAAGUUUCUGUACAAAAUUGGACCCGGCACCAUACCAUCACCGUGGACACCAGUGAAUGCCGGUCCUCCAGGCGCACUUGGAUCGGCAGACACAAAUGGCAGCAUGGUGGAUAGCAAAAACCUGGAUGUCGGUGAUAUGAGCGAUGACGAAAAGGACUUGUCAUCCGCUGAUGCCGAAGGUGUAUGGAGUCCAGAUAUCGAGCAGAGCUUUCAAGAGGCUUUAUCUAUAUAUCCGCCGUGCGGACGUAGAAAAAUCAUUUUAUCCGACGAGGGUAAAAUGUACGGUCGCAACGAGCUAAUCGCACGAUAUAUAAAACUGCGCACAGGCAAAACGAGAACCAGGAAGCAAGUCAGUUCGCACAUCCAAGUGCUGGCUCGCCGUAAACUCCGCGAGAUCCAGGCGAAAAUCAAAGUGCAAUUCUGGCAACCUGGACUACAGCCAAGCACGUCCCAAGACAUCAAGCCCUUCCCCCAGCCGCCGUAUCCAGCUGGCAAAACGUCGACUGCGGUUUCCGGGGACGAAACUGGAAUUCCGCCCUCACAAUUGCCCUGGGAAGGACGAGCCAUUGCCACGCACAAAUUCCGCUUACUCGAGUUUACGGCGUUCAUGGAAAUCCAGAGAGAUGAAAUUUAUCACCGGCAUCUAUUCGUUCAACUUGGCGGCAAGCCAUCCUUUUCCGAUCCAUUGCUUGAGACUGUUGAUAUACGGCAAAUAUUCGACAAGUUUCCGGAGAAAUCUGGGGGACUUAAAGAUCUCUACGAAAAGGGUCCACAGAAUGCGUUUUACCUAGUUAAAUGCUGGGCGGACCUGAAUACCGAUCUAACAACCGGCAGCGAAACGGGUGAUUUCUAUGGCGUAACCAGCCAAUACGAAAGCAACGAGAAUGUCGUGCUCGUGUGCUCCACAAUCGUUUGCUCCUUUGGCAAGCAAGUGGUGGAGAAGGUGGAAAGCGAGUACUCUCGACUGGAGAACAAUCGCUACGUCUAUCGCAUUCAACGCUCCCCCAUGUGCGAGUACAUGAUCAACUUUAUUCAGAAGCUGAAGAACCUACCGGAACGCUAUAUGAUGAACAGUGUGCUGGAAAACUUUACAAUAUUGCAAGUAAUGAGGGCCCGCGAGACGCAGGAGACACUGUUGUGCAUAGCCUAUGUGUUUGAGGUGGCGGCCCAGAACAGCGGCACCACCCAUCACAUAUACCGUCUAAUUAAGGAAUAGCAAAAGCUGCAUGGAGCAGAACCCAACCUGUCUGCGAAUCCCAUCAUCAACACACAAGUUCACAAAUAUACCGACAACAACAACAGCAGCAGCAUCAACAAUAAUAGUAUCAUCAAUACGGCUAAGAAUUGCGAUAAUAAGACGAGUAAUGAAAUUGCCAACACAAUAUCCAACACCAAGAGUGCCAGAAUCAUCAGCAGUAUCAACAGUAUCAACAGCAUCAGCAACACCAGCAACAUCGGCAACAUCAGCAACAUCAGCAACAUCGGCAGCAGCAAUAGCAACACUAUCGCACUAAAAUGUGGCGACGGCAAUAUGAAAACCAGGAACCUAUCCGUUGCUGGCGCCACAAUUAUCAAGCAAUCACUCACCUCACCGCAACAUCAUACGGAUAUCGAUGCCUUGACAGCACUUCAAGUGGAGGAGGUUAUUUAUACACAGUCACAAGGGAAUACCAGUUAUCAAUUAGACACCGAAACAAGCAUUGCUCCCAACGUACAAGAGCCAACACUCCAGCAGCAACAUACCGCCUAUGAGGAUCGUACAGUGACAGUCCUGCCACCGUAUAAUCUAUGUAUCGGCAACAAGCAACCACAACCAUUCGAGGCUGAGCAACACGAACACGAACACGACCAGGAACAGGAACUGGAACUGGAACUGGAUCAGGAACAGCAGAAGCAACUGGGGAACACGGGCUAUGAGCAGUUCCUGAAGUUGUCCGCUCAUGAAUAUUCAGAAACUGACAGACGCUCCGCGGCUGCUCUAAAUCUCAGCAGUAUUGGCGAAAAAGAAGCGGCAUUGGUCGGUGAAUCCAAGACGGAUCUUGAAGAUCCGCCAGAGUUUCGGAUGCUUCGAGAGGUCAGUGCGACAGCGGCGGAGGAUCCACGACGAGGACCCAACGCCGAUGGAAUCAGUAACAAAGGCCGUGAGCCGUGAGCGCCAUAUAAUACCACCAGCCUUUAAGCAAGGUUGAGGCUUAUUUUAAGGGUUAGAAAUACGAUUGCAAGGAACGACACAAUCAGAGCUUUUUGUUUUCCACCCAAAACGAGAAAGAAAAAAAAUGAAAAAAAAAACCACAUGGCAGGGGACAAUGGAAGAGCCUCAAAACAAGAGAUGAUUGAUUGGUGUUCAGUAUCGAAAUCAGAUUUUUAUUUGUGCAAAAUAAAAAAUGUAUCAUAUUUUAUGUUACAAUCAUUUGAAAGACUCAAAAAACAACCGACUUUAGUUCAGCAUAGAGUGCUUUCUGUAAAAUUGUACUAUAAUACAUAAAAAACAAAAAAAAAACAAAAAAAAAAAUACAUUUAAAUGAUCUCAAAGUUACUUAAAACAUAUUUUUUGUGUAUAAUUUUUUUUAUGAAAACUUUACAAAAUCCUAAAAACGCAAAACAAACAAAAAAAAUAAUGAAUGAAGGAGUCGUCCUGCGCUGAUUUUAAAAAGUAGCAAACUAAGAGUAUAUAUAUUGAAUAAUAUGUUUGAAACAAAGAACGCCGCAAAAGAAACAGAUACAAUAUAGUUUUCCGAAUUACCAUUUAGAUAUGCAUGGUCAUGUGCAAAUAGGAUUAAGCCAUUUUUUUUUAUAUAACAGCCCUUGCGUAAGGCUACAAAAUGUAUAGAAAUAAUACGUUAGUUUUAUUUUAUUCAAGCUCUCAAGCUUAAUCUUCAUUUAGCAACUGUGCUGAGCAGUCGAAGGGAAGGCCAAGUUGCCAACUAGUUUAGAUUGCUGGCUGGAGUUAGCGCUGAUAUGGAGCUAAGGUGCGAUAAGGUGACUUCGAGCACCUGUCUGGCGAGGAGCUGAAAAUGAAAUUCAUUUUUUUUUUGUUCAUUGAUUUCGAUAUCCUGUCGUGGGAGCGCGAGUGUUGUGAGGUGAGGAGGGCAAAGGAGCGAGGGAGCGUAGGAGGAUCUUGUGUGUUAAGCGAUGGUUUUUGUCUAUCCAUUCGCAAUCAUAGUGGCAAAAAUGGAUAUGUAAGUAAUUGAAUUAAGCAUGUGUCGAAUGAUCCACCGUUAAUUAAAUUAUUGAUUACUGAUUUAAAUUCAUUAGUAUUAAAAAUGCUUAUAUAUAUUAUGAUAUGAAUACAACUGGUAUGUAAUUAGCCAUUUCUGCAUCCACCGAAGACAAGCUCGAACACAUCAAAUGUCCAAAACUGUAAGAAAUUAUACAUAAAUGCAGAAGAAAUAGCAUACCGAUUUAUUUUUCGAUCGAAGUAAAGAGGUAAAGAUAACUAAAAUGUAUUCUGAAUGUAAAACAGCCUAAUUAAAAUUAUCUAAUUAGUAAUAAUACGAUUACACACACACACACAUAUAUAUAUAUAUAUAUAUAUAUAUAUAUAUAUAUAUAUAUAUAUAUAUAUUAAUAUAUAUAUAUAUUUACCAAAUAAUAUAACAUAUUUAUGCUCUAAAGUAUAUAUGACUACAGCAAAUACGCAUUUUUUGAUUUUUUGUUCGUAGAUAAGAUAAGUUAAUGUGAAAAGAAUAACAUGAUUGCAUACUAAAAAGUUCCACAACAAUGAAAGUUGAAUUUUAUUUCGAGAGCUAAGAAAACCAGCAACAAAAAUAUUUUAAAGCUGUAGACUUAAAAAUAUUAUUAUUAAAGAUCACUAAUGAAUAUGGUUGGCAAAUAUAGGUGGAGAGUAAAUAUAAUAAAUUCAAAUUUACCCGAAAGUCUUUGAUUUCAAAAUUCUAGCAGCCGAAUAAGUUAAAUUCAGCAAUAUAAUUUCAAUCAGAGAUGCAAUUUUAAAAAACAAAUAACUUUCCUGUCAUGGGCACAAAAUUCGAAGAAUUCUAGAAAAGCAGCAAGAAUGAUUGGUUUUAAAAUUUUGACUUGGAUUUUUGUAUUUAUAUGCCUACCAUAUAAUAUCGUGCAGAAGAGGCAAAUGGUAUAAUAGAAACGAAACCUUUUGGAGAUGGAUUAAUUCGAUUUCAGGAAAAGUGAAUUCAAUUCUUGAUUGGAGAAAACUCGGAACCCUUUUUGGGACCCAAACCAAAACAACUAAAAUCAACUGUAAACGAUGAAUCAAUCAACAACUGCACACCCAUCAAUCGUGCUUGUGAGGCAAAAUUUCCAGUUCACACCAUGCAGGAUUUCACAAACAGCUUCGUUUAUGCGGAGAACAGACUCUUUUACACAUUGAAUAAUUAUAGGACAGUUUUAAAAAAACAUCGCAAAAACAACGGAAACUUUAUCAAGUUUACAAUAUUGUACAUCUAAAACGGUUAACGGUUUUACAAUCACACGA
Drosophila melanogaster (fruit fly) is the source of this 6005-nucleotide messenger RNA. It is a transcript of the gene sd, whose product is annotated as scalloped. The record is from RefSeq and is marked reviewed. Gene Ontology annotation, biological process: hippo signaling; regulation of DNA-templated transcription. NCBI's taxonomy places the organism in Eukaryota, Metazoa, Arthropoda, Insecta, Diptera, Drosophilidae. Bases 1539 to 2771 code for a protein of 410 amino acids. Gene Ontology annotation, molecular function: DNA binding; DNA-binding transcription factor activity. Gene Ontology annotation, cellular component: nucleus. The transcript has 11 exons.